AUGGCGAUUGCUAGGUCCUUGCCUGUCACGGUGAGGACGCUUGCAGACAUUGUUUCGGAUCGUCCAUUACCUAUGCCAGAGGUAAUCGUUCCUAUGCGAGAGGCAAAGUUGAUUGAGGGGGAGUUGUGUUUCGUUUUCAAUAAAGAGGAGAUCAAUCGAACGGCGACUCCGUUUCGGUUUUCUGUAGUUUUAUCAUUCCAGCGGCAUCGUCUGUCUCUGGACGUCAUUCGGGGGUAUAUUAAAAACCGUUGGGGAUUAAUCUCUAUGCCGGUUGUUGGUGCUAUGAGGAGGGCUUGUAACGUGUUGGUGCGGCUGACUAAUGAAGCAGAUUUUGUUACGGCCAUGUCCAGGGAAAUCAUGGAUAUUGCUUCUGUUCCAUAUAAAAUUUUUCACUGGACUCCUACCUUCAAUGAAUAUGAGGAAUCGGUAUUGGCUCCGGUGUGGAUUUUCUUACCAGGGCUACAGCCACAUUUUUUCCAUGAGUCAACGUUAAAGAUUUUUGCAGGGUCUUAUGGGAGAUAUCUAAGAACAGAUAAUGCAACAGCUUGUGUUUCAAGGCCAGAGGGUGCAAGAAUGUGUGGGGAGAUGGACGUAUCGAAAGAUCACAGGAGUUAUUUCUGGAUUGGUCCUCCUAAUAAAACGAGAAGUCAUUUUCAGGAAGUGGUAUUUGAAACUUUACCAGCAUAUUGUUCAACAUGCCGUAUUCAAGGCCAUUCGAAAACUACAUGUAGAAGGGAAAAGUUGAAUGCAGGAAAGCAGAAGAAAAGAGUUUCUCAGUCUAAAGCGGAUUUGAAGAGAUUUGAGAGGAGUAAAUAG
This is a messenger RNA of Juglans regia (Persian walnut), 816 nucleotides long. RefSeq lists its product as uncharacterized. The transcript has a single exon. The record is from RefSeq and is a predicted model, not a curated record. The coding region runs from base 1 to 816 and encodes 271 amino acids. NCBI's taxonomy places the organism in Eukaryota, Viridiplantae, Streptophyta, Magnoliopsida, Fagales, Juglandaceae.